This is a messenger RNA of Oryctolagus cuniculus (rabbit), 2358 nucleotides long. It is a transcript of the gene VSIG2, whose product is annotated as V-set and immunoglobulin domain containing 2. The record is from RefSeq and is a predicted model, not a curated record. NCBI's taxonomy places the organism in Eukaryota, Metazoa, Chordata, Mammalia, Lagomorpha, Leporidae.
UGAGCUACUGGGAUGCCAGCCUACUCUGGCAGGGAGCAUGAAGCAGGUGCACUUGCUGCUGGAGCGUGGGUGCUCAGGGCUUGAGUGUGCAUUGGCUUUCAUCUCUUCUUCCUUCUCUUCUUCUUCUUCUUCUUCUUUUUAAGAUUUAUUUAUCUAUUUGAAAGGCAGAGUUACAGAGAUGCAGAGGCAGAGAGAGAGAGAGAAAGGUCUUCCAUCUGCUGGUUACUCCCCAGAUGGUAGCAACAGCUGGAGCUGCACCAAUCCGAAGCCAGGAGCUUCUUCUGGGUCUCCCACGCGGGUGCAGGGGCCCAAGGACUUGGGCCAUCUUCCACUGCUUUCCCAGGCCACAGCAAAGAGCUUGAUCAGAAGUGGAGCAGCCGGGACUCAAACCGGUGUCCAUAUGGGAUGCCGACACCACAGGCAGCGGCUCCACCCGCUAUGCCACAGCACCAGCCCCUUUCAUCUCUUCUUAAUCAGGGAGAGGGGACGGCAACCAGACUCAUGCUCCUUUUUCCCACACCACUGAUUCACUAACAAGCACCGGUCCCUCUCGUUACUGAGGGUACUGCAGGUAAGCCGGGCAGAGGAUGGAUGGCUGUUUCUGUCCCAGUGCACUGUGCCCUUUCCUAACAACAAUGAGGUCGCCUCUAGGUCUCAGUUUCCCUGUCCUUAAAAUGGAGAGGGAAUGGGCUUUGGAAAUGGGAAGGAAGUUGUAGUGUUCACGGACUCUCAGACCCCAGCAAGUGAUGAAGAGGGAGAGGGGCCUGGCAGGACAAAGAAUCUGUAAGUGGGCCAGAAAGGCUGUGAGGCCUGGGGCUCAGCCUCGCUCUGUGGGCUCCCAGUAUGCCAGCUCUCAGGGUACCCGAUGGCCUCCUCCUCCUACAAAGUCACUCUCUCCCCAACAACCCUUCCCAGGAGGGUGCCCACCCCAUGCCCGGCUGGGAAACCAGCGCCCGACCAACUGACAACUUCAGAAAUGGGGAGAAGGGGAAAGGAGGAAGAACAAGGUAGAGUGAGUCCUGCAUCAGGCCCGCAGGAGGGAGGAGCGUUUCCCUACCUGAGGGUGCUGGCCUCUCCCCUUGUUUGCUCUGAGAUAGCUGUCUCGCUCCUGCCCAGCGCCGGGUGGCUGCCCUGCGGGCACUCCCUUCUCCAGACCUGGGCUCCCAGACUGACCAACAGACGACGGCAGGACGGCAGGACGUGGCAUGGCUGGGCUCCCGGGGCCUUUCCUCUGUGGGGCCCUGCUGGGCUUCGCAUGCCUAAGUGCCCCGGGGCUAGCAGUGGAGGUGAAGGUGCCAGCUGAGCCUCUGAGCGCGCCCGUGGGCCACACUGCCGAGCUGACCUGCAGCUACAGCACGUCGGUGGGAGACAACUUCGCCCUGGAGUGGAGCUUCGUGCAGCCGGGGAAGCCCAUCUCGGAGUCUCAUCCCAUCCUCUACUUCACCAGUGGCCAUCUGUAUCCCACCGGUUCUAAGGCCGAGCGGGCCAGCCUGCUCCAGAACCCCCCCACAGGAGGCGUGGCCACCCUGAAACUGACGAAGGUGCGGGCCUCGGACACCGGGACCUACCUCUGCCAAGUUAACAACCCGCCAGAUUUCUACACCAAUGGGUUGGGGCUGAUCAACCUUACUGUGCUAGUGCCCCCCAGUAGACCCCUAUGCAGCCAGAGCGGGCGGACCUCUGUGGGAGGCUCUGUGGCCCUGAGAUGCACCUCUUCCGAGGGAGCUCCCAAGCCAGUGUACAAUUGGGUGCACCUUGGAUCUUCUCCGACACCGCCUCCUGGAAGUGCGGUUCAAGAUGAAGUGUCUGGCCAGCUCAUUCUCACCAAUCUCUCCAUGAGCUCCUCGGGCACCUACCGCUGUGUGGCCACCAACCAGAUGGGCAGUGCGUCUUGUGAGCUGACCCUCACUGUGACCGACUCCUCCAGUGGUCGAGUGGCCGGGACUCUGAUUGGGGUGCUCCUGGGAAUUCUGCUGCUGUCGGUUGCUGUAUUUUGUCUGCUCAGGUUCCAGAAAGAGAGGAGGAAGAAGCCCAAGGAGACAUAUGGGGGCAAUGACCUUCGGGUGGAUGCCGUUGCCCCUGGGAUUUCUGAGCAAACUUCUCUGCCAGCGGAUGCUAGUACAGGGCUCCUGGAGAGGUCCCCGUCUGCCAGCACUGUGACGACCACCAAGUCCAGGCUCCCCAUGUUGGUCUGACUUCUUCAAUCCCCGAGAGCAGCGAGGGAAACAUCAAUAAAGUCUUUGGGUACCAUAUUGUCUCCCUCUUCUUGCAGCGGCUACGGCAAAUUCCUCUAGGCAGCCCAGAUUGUUAUCAUUAGUAAAAGACGUGCGAGAGAGGAUGCUGUAUAGGCAGGAAGCU